UCCAUCUGUGUUUAUGCAUCAACAGAGAGCGCGUGGGGGGUUAAAGAAACAAAUCCGUCUUCGUGUUAACGACUAUAAACUUCCUGCUCGCGCGCUGUCCGAAUGUCUGUCGGGUUAUUCCCCGGCACGCGACUCCACACAGUCCAAUUCAAGCGCGCGAGGACACUCUCCCGGCUCUCUUUCUCUCGCGCCUGCUCGCGCGCAGGGCAGUGAGAAGCGCAAUGAUUUAGCGGCUUUUAAUUCAUUUUUCUCACAUUUAGCAUCGCAGCUGUGUUAUUCUACAUGUCGUUUUUGAUCUAUUUUUAUGUUUUACUCACUGGAUUCAGCGGCUUUUUGCACUUUUGAUGAGCCUUCUUUUUAACCAACUGCAUGUUUUAAAUGUCUCGGGUUUUUUUUUAUUUUACGCACUGUGUAAGUUUGCACGGGUACCGGUUCCCUGCCGAAAUCCGAGAUAUUUGGAGCGAACUGUUUGACUAACCCGGGCCGUGCUAGUGUUAGUGUCCCGGGUUAAAACCGCAGGAUGUUGACCAUAGUUCUCCUGUCUUGCUUCUGUUUGUGGACACGGGGCCAGCGCUUGGACCACGACAGCUGGGCGGACCAGGCCACGUUGUCCCGUGGACUCUGUCGCUAUGGAAACAGCGUGGAGUGCUGCUGGGGCUGGAAACAGUUGGACUGGGGGCGAUGUGAACCUCACUGCCAGCAGGGCUGUAAACAUGGAGAGUGUGUGAAACCAGACCAGUGCAAAUGUCACCCAGGAUACACGGGAAAGGCGUGUAACCAAGUUUCAGAUCUGAACGAGUGUGGCGUGAAGCCUCGGCCCUGCAAACACCGCUGCAUGAACACGCCAGGCAGCUACAAGUGUUACUGCGUGGACGGGUACGUGCUGCAGCCGGACGGCAGCUGCAGGAAUGCCCAAACCUGUUACCAUGCCAACUGUCAGUAUGGCUGUGAGGUGAUCAAAGGGGCAGUGCGAUGCACCUGUCCAUCGCCAGGGUUACGCCUGGGUCCAGACAGACGCACCUGCGUCGACAUCGACGAGUGUUUCUUGGGUGGAGGCGUGUGUCCUCGUCGCAGAAAGUGCGUGAACACUUUCGGGAGCUUCAUCUGUAAAUGUCACCUGGGCUUCAGACUCGUGUACAUCAACGGGCGGUACACCUGCAUCGAUAAGGACACUCGUCCGUUCUGCUCUCUGAAUCCAUCGUCUCCAAAGUGCAAGUGUAAAGACGGCAGCUGCAAAGCCAUCCCCAAAGUGAUGGUAGAACCGCAGAGACCAAGAACUACAACUCCCAUGACCUCCACCAUCAUCACUACCGCUACAUCUCCUCCAACCACCACAACUGCUCCCAUCCCAACAACCUCCCUGUCUACAUCCACUGAUGUUAUGACCACCACUCCAACACCUAUAACUGAUACCACUGCUACACCAGUUACUGCCACUACUGUGACAACAACAACACUUGCUGCUACUACUACAACUGAAAUGGAUACGACAACUCCCACAACGCCUCCUCCGUCCACCACUUCUGCUAUUACUACUCCUAGUACAACAACAAAUGUUACUACCAUCACUGCAAGUUCAACUACACCCACCACUCUGCUAACUACAACCCAGACGACACCUUCUUCUCCUCCUCCUCCAACAACAACAACACCAGCAAUCACUACAGUGCUGCCGAGUACCUCGCUGCAAACCACCACGGUGAACAACAAGAUCAACAAAGACGUGACACAAAAGCAGCGAGGAGACGUGCACAUCCCUCGACAUCCCGGUCACAACCACGUGUGGGAGUUUGACAUCGAGCUGGGAAACAUCGCGGAAGAUGCCAGAGACGAUCCUGAGGUCGGGGAGCUCCGUUGCAGCUUCAGUCACAGACUCUGUGACUGGAUGUCUGACAGUGAGGGAGAUCUACACUGGGAGACGGUUCAAAGUCCUGCAGGUGGGUGGUACCUAUCUGUCCCCGAGCUGAAGGCGGGACAGACAAGCAUCCGUGGUGCUCGACUGGCCAUCCAGGUAGUCCCUUCCUGGAGCCAUGGCGACCUGUGUCUCUCCUUCUCCCAUUGGUUGACGGGGCAUCACGUGGGCGUGCUGCAGCUGUUCGUCAGGAAAAAGGGACGAGACCAAAGGUAUGGCCCCGCCCUCUGGAGUAGGACAGGUGGGCACGGUUGGAGACACACGCAUGUUACCUUGACAACACACUCUCUGGACAGGGUGCUGCUCAAGGCCGAGCGGAGGAUUGGACGAAGUGGACAGAUCGCUGUUGACGAUGUCACUUUGAGACGGGGGCCGUGUCGAUGACACCAAAUAUAGACCUUCAGGUCACAUGAUUUAAAGGACCAAUGUUGCUGCAAUCCCAGCAUCAGGAUUUCUGCCCCCUCAGAGGAAGAGGAAGUUAUGUGGGUUUGUGGUGAAGCCACAGCAGCAGUGCUUCAGUUUAAAUUUUGUGCUGCGUGACAGCAGAAGUUCCUGUUUAUGAGCCGGACUGAAGAUUUGGAAACACUCAGAAUUCAUUUUGGAAAGGUUUCAGAUUUACUUUAACUGUUUACUUUAUAUGUUAAUGAGUGCAAAGAUUUAUUAUCAUUAAUUAUCAUUUAUAAUCAAUGUAGUAAAAGUAACAUAUCGUUACAAAGAUUUACAAUUUCACACUGAUUUCACUGAUUUGUACAAGGAUUUCGAUUCAUAGAAAUACUGCAGUGAGAGUGUAAUAAAUAUUUAGGUCCAUAUUUUUUUGUUUCACUGUAACGUUGUA
Molecule: messenger RNA, 2747 nt
Organism: Maylandia zebra (zebra mbuna)
Lineage: Eukaryota; Metazoa; Chordata; Actinopteri; Cichliformes; Cichlidae
Source: RefSeq, a predicted model, not a curated record